UAAGACUUACAUAGAUGCAUGCGGUGUGGACAUAUGCUUCUUGAAAAAGAAAUGUGAAGAUUGUGAUGAUCCGUGUCUGACAAACCUUAGUCCGUUUUCCAAAGAAAAUUGCGAGAAGUUGCCUGAAUCGUGCAAAAUCCUGAAAGAAGACGAACAAAGUUUUUGUCGCCGAAAAUGUAGAGAAGGGUUAAACGAUGCUGGCAUGUACUAUGAUAGCUCCAAUACUGGUAGCACUGUGCCCGUUGGGGCUAUUAUAGGGCCGUUGUGCUUAGUUAUCGUGGUGAUAGCAAGUCUCAUCACAGUUUGUUAUUGGAUUCACAAAACACAGCAAGGAAAUGGAUCGAAAUCAAAGUCCAUUGUGAGGUAUGCUCCUCAUAAUCAGAAAGUUGACUUCGAAGGUCAAACGAGUGUUGCGACUCAGCCACUGCCACCCAUACCUGUAGAGAAUAACUGUAUUCCACCCACCUUACAACAGAAUACCUACGAACAGAUUGAUCCACAAUACACAGACCUCAAACAAGACAAGAAUGCUACAGCUUAUACGACCCUCCAACCAAACAGUGAUUCAAUACCUAAUUGCAACGCUUUGAAAACAAUUAAAGCUAAAAGCGAAACGUUGUUGAACACAAAUAUCUUAAAGGAUAAACCUACACCUGCGUAUUACACUAUGCAGAGAGAUGACAAUAGUGACGUCAAUGAGAAGUCGCACACAACUGAUGCUAAUGAUGAUGGAGAAGCUGACGAUUAUUUUGCGAAGUUGAGGCAGAAUGAUAUUGAAAAGGAAUCGUACAGUAAAUUAAAUCACAAUUCGUGCAAAAGUGUUCCGGAUGACGCAACUGGUGACUACAACAAGCUGAUCUCCACCCCUGCGUUUGACGAAGAGUCGGAGGAAUAUUCUCAUCUUAGGACAUCUCCAAACGUGGAUAAAUGCGUCACGGAUCCUGGCUACGGUAAACUAAACCUCUCAAUAGAAUCAGGUGAAAGUACAAUUAAACCGAAUGAUGGUUAUGAAGAAACUUUACCGAGUGAAGUUAAAACUGAAUAUGUAACUCGUGAAAGUUCACAACAAUUUAAAGACGACAACCGCUUGCGGAAAUCCAGGGCGGAAAAAGCAAAUUUGAAAAAUGGAUACGAAGAAGCAAUUAUUAGAAGUUCAGAUCAACUAUAAGGCAGUACCGAUUCGGGAACAGACAAUACAAAAAAUGGAUAUGAAGAAGCAAUUGUUAACCAAUAUAAGGACAAUUGAAAUCUCGGUGUAAAUUUUGGUAUAUAAAAACCAAAUCGUAUACUUCCAUGCCGUUUGACCGCCUUACAUGUGUUCCUAAUCAUGGAGAAAGGCCUACCGCCUGUCUUUCAGAGAGAAAAAAAUAUAGAACAGUAAUAAGCCAUUUUUCAAUGCGGGAGAGGAGAGAAGGGUUGUUGAUUUUUUUUUUAAAUCGACACAAUGAAAAUGUGUGUGUGUGUGUGUGUAUGAGUGUGUGUGUUGGGAGGGAAAUUCACAAUGCUGAAAUCUCUGUCUCGAGUGGCAGAUUGUCGUAGAUUAAUUUGUGACAUGGUGGUUCUCUGACGGGGUCUCUAUUUGCCAACUCUUUGACAGUAAAUAAAGUUGAUAUCUCGAAAUUGGCCUAACUAACCCCUUAAUUGUUUCAAAUACUUAUAAAAGUUAUAAGUCCUUGAUUGUUCUGUCCACUAUGAAAUUAUAAGCUAUAAUCACAUAGUGUUCUAUAUGAGAAAUUGUGAAUUGGUGAUAAAGAAUAGGGUAAACAAGUAAUGCUUAACUAUAUGUAAUUCUAUAUCUUUAAUAAUCUACCCAGGAAAGAUACUGUUAGGAAUUUGGCAUAUCUGCAAUUACUAUUCCUCUAUAUUACUUCUAAGCAUUUAGUAUCACAUUAGUAAAGCAGCUUUAAAUAAAAUUCAUAUUUACCUGCAUAUACUGUAAUAGGCUUUAUAGGUUUAUAGGCAAAUGCGUCUAGAAUACUUGUUUUGCAGAUGGAUGUACCGUAUAUAUAAGAGCAAAGAAUUAGUUUAUACAGUAUAUACGUAAACAGCUUGCAAAUAAACUGAAUUGCUACUACUGCUACGUAUCUCGAAUGUCACCUUGAUUGUAGGCACUCGAUAAAGAUUUAGAAUCGAUUGAAAUCCAUACAAGAUCUUAAAGAAAAUUGGUGAAAGCUAAUAGAUAAUAUUACUUGAAUAUUAUAUAUAUUUAUAUAUAAUUAAAAUGAUUCUGCGACCUCUAUAUAUUAGUUAAGUUGAUACUUUUAACUUAUUAGUCGUCCAUCUACCGAUGAAGAACCAGGGACGUAUCCAGGGGAGCCGUGGAGCCGGGUCUCCCCCCCCCCACCCAUUUGUAGUGUUAAAAUUUUAAAGCUUGUUCUUGAGCCAAUACAUAC
Anneissia japonica is the source of this 2393-nucleotide messenger RNA. RefSeq lists its product as uncharacterized. The transcript has 5 exons. NCBI's taxonomy places the organism in Eukaryota, Metazoa, Echinodermata, Crinoidea, Comatulida, Comatulidae. The record is from RefSeq and is a predicted model, not a curated record. The annotation marks the transcript as partial.